UUUUUGUUUGGUCACAUGACUAGACAGCAACACUUCAAAAUGGCGAACUGACAGAUGUACACAAAUAAAUUUAAAAUUUGUCCUUUGUGCAAUCUUUCGUAUUAAGUUGAAAACAAUGCAGUGAAGAUGGUGUACAAACGUUCAGAAUAUGGACACCAGUUCAAGGUGUCAAGUCUUGUGAAGAACCUGCCAGUGUACAAAGAACAUUUGAAUUACCGACAUCUCCGUAGGGAAAGAGAAUGCGCUCAUACACCUCUCUCAUGGGAUGGAGAAACCAUUGACUCUUCGGAAAGUGAUGAAAAACUCAACCCAGAUGAAGAAAUAGAAAAACUGCCUAUCUCUGAACUUGUGAUAAAUGAAGAAGAGGAAGGUGAUAUAGAAAUAGAAAAAGAUGGAAUGAAAGAAGAACAAGCAGAAGAUCUGGAAGAUGAUAUAGACAGAGAGAAAAGAAUUGCUCAGGCAGAGGAUGGGAGUAAGCAGGUUAAAGAGACAGAGGAUGAUGUUGUGGUUGUAAAACAGAGUGAGGCACUGAGAAAAUCAGCAAAGGAAAAAUUGAAUAAAUAUGUCAGCAAUGUGAAUAAAGACCAGUCAAGUACAUCUAAACCAGCAGGAGAGAAGAAAGCUUUAGGCAAGACGUUUCUUAAACCAAAACAAGCAGACCACAAAGUUUUUGUGAAACGAUCAAAACCUCUUCGUCCUGACAGACAGGGUAAGGUACCAAGGGCUCGUCCGCAGUCAGCACCUAGUGCCAGACCAUUAGCCCAGGGUGUGGAGACUAAAAAGCCAUUCUACAACUAUGGGGCUGGUACUGAUAAUACAUGUACUGGCAACAAAAAGACAUUUAAUGUCAGAGCUUCUUCUGCUGUCUAUCCUGCUGCUCUGAGAGCCAAGAAACGCAACCUCCUGCUCAUAGAAAAGCAGCUUGAGCGACAAAAAACUGCCUCGGCACGUGAAAAGCGUAGAAAGGCCAAAUUUAAUGAAAGAAUGAUAAGAGAGACUGCUCACUGGGAAACAGAAUAUCACAGAUGUUACCCUGCCUAUGAUAAUACAGAAUACGCCACUUCUGAAAGAGAUCCAAGAAAAAGAAAAAGCUUCUUCUUGACAUGAUCUGUUUCAUUUUGUAUGCUUGAUUUUAUAUAUGUAGAUUAGCUUUUAUGAUAGAUACAGUUGGUUGAGUUUUGAUGCUACCUAUUUUUAAGUUUGCAGCUAACUUUUAAACCAAAUUAGUAUUAUUUUGGGUAGAAAAUCGACAGUUGCUUUAAUGAAAGAUACUUGCCAGAAUUUAAGUUUGUUAGGCAUAUCAGUUGUAAAAUACACACCUGGUGUGUAAGUUUGUAGAUAUAAUGAUAACAUAAUUUUAAGACCCUAGUAGAAAGUAGUGUUGGUUUUCAAGAAUUUGAACUUAAAAGAAUCUCAGUUGUUUUAAAAACAAAACAAAAAAAACAACAUUUUAUUGAAAGGCAUGAAAUGCUUCCAAGUGUUCCAAUUUGUUAUUUACAUAUUAACUAUGAGCAGAAGCACAGAUGAAUAAACUGAAAGUUAACAUAACUGGUAAAAUAAAUUUAUAGUAUAAAGUAAUUUAUGACAGCUUUCUGUGCAGCAUAACCUGUACUAUGUUGGUGCGCCAUAAAACCCAAAUAAAUAAAUAAAUAAAUAAAUAAAUUCUGUGCAGCACUUGCGGUAAAAAGAACUCCAUGCAGGAAAUGCUUUUUCUCGGAAAAUGACGCCUGUCUGCAUCUCAACUACCAUGUUGGACAGGGAUAUUUUGUGAUGUAAUGUUAUGUUAGCACUGCCAACUUGUAUAAUCAUGUUUAUUUAAAUUGCCUCACAAAUAAAUACACAUUGUGAUAAUGUUUUGGAAAAAUAAAAUCUGUGUAUGUCUGAAAAAUAAAAAGAUAUACCAUAAAUUUCAUUUUUGCAGCUUUGCAGUUCAAUUUGUUGUUCAUUACACUAUAAUCUUUUUCAAGAAAUAGAAAGGUUACACUCAAUAAGUGUUGGAGGUUUCAAAAAUUAGUACAGUUUUCACACAGCUGUACACGUUUAAAAUGUACUUGCAAAUUCUAAAGAUGAGGUCUUAAACAUGUAGAUUGUCAUAUAGCAAGCAACUCUGUUACUUUUAUCAGACAAUUUUAGAACACACAAUACAAACCCUGGUAUAAUGUUCUCAUUUAAUAUAAGCAAGCGCUACUGUUUUUGUGGUUUAAAUACACGGGGAGCUUCUUGCCCCAUUAACCUUUACCCUGUUAAGUUUCUAAAUUGGACUGGUCCAUCAGUUUGGGCAGUACCACUUACUAUUCAAAAGGGUGUUUACUGAAAAUUUACUGACUGAAUAGCGAACAGUGCAGACCAUGAUCAGCCUGCAAGGAUGUGCAGGCUGAUCUUGGUCUGCACUGGUCGCAAAGGCAAAAUCACUUGCCGCCAGCAGGCUAAAGGUUAAGAAAACCUGACUUAGGUCAAGCAGCACUGUUUGAAAGAUUAUGAUUGUUAGAAUUUUUAAAGUAGAUUUUGAAAAGUGCAAAAUAUGUUUUGCUAGUCUUUAAAAACUGUGAUACAGUGUUGAGAUUUUUUUUCUGUUUUGUUUCAUCUUUUAACUGAUAAGUCAGCUUACACUACAGGUGGUAAGACAUUGUUCUAGAUACUGUUGUUAAGAGAUUUCUUUUAAGUUGUAAACAUUUUUCAUCGAGUUUCUGGGAUUUUAUUUUUAGAAAACAAUAAAUCUUAAAGUUAUUUUACUUUGUAUGUCUUCAAAAUAAUCUCUGUAAUAGAAUAUUCACUACAAUACUCUUUAUAUUUUCACAGACAAUUAUCAUACAUUUAUAGCAAAGAAUCAAUGUUAACGUCAGGUCUUGAACCUUUUCUUACAAACUAUGCACAGCAAGCUUUAGGAUAAACUAAAUUUACCAGUUAUAAAUUAAUUGUUUUAAGGGCACUGGCCUCCAGAUCGUACAACAAAAAAAGAGAAAAAUUUAAGGUAUCAGGAAACUAAUGCUAUAUUUCUUAAGAAAGCUUUAAAACUUAAUUACCGACAGACUAUAGAUUAUGGAAACGCAUGAGAUUUAGUUGUUUUUACUAAUUUUUACACAGAAAAUUGAAAAGCGUAUGUAACGCUUUACUCAAGGUAAACUGCCUUAAUUAUAAGUAUCCUUAUUUAACAUGACUGAAACACAUAUUCCUCUAUAGCGGUUUUGGUAGAGAAGGGGGAAAGUUUUUAUUGCUGCUGCGGUCUGGGUUCAAUUCACGAUAUGGGCAUCUUUUUUUCUCGAGUUUGCAUUUUUUAGAUAGUUUAUAAACAAUAACUCAUUUUGAAAUGUUCAUAAUUUGUCAAAACUUCAAUUCUAAAGAAAGAUUAUUUUUGCCAAAAUCUGGAGGCCAUUGCCUUUAAGAUACAUUAUGUAGUGAUAAAUAACCCAAGGGAAAUAUUUUUUUAAUUCAUAUGGAUGUAAAUAUGAAUAUUGAUAUUGAAUGCUAAAAAAUGUGUUGCUUAAAAUCAUAGCAAAUAUAGUAGAUGUUUUGGAACCUAGAGCUUAGUGUUUUAAUGUUUGAUGCAUUAUGUACUCGUAUUUUCAAGAUAGAAGACUCAUAUACAUUGAUAUUUAUGAAUAAACAUAUACACAUGGC
Messenger RNA from Mercenaria mercenaria, 3618 nucleotides. Its product is annotated as centriole, cilia and spindle-associated protein-like. Gene Ontology annotation, molecular function: microtubule binding. The transcript is spliced from 4 exons. The coding region runs from base 127 to 1107 and encodes 326 amino acids. The record is from RefSeq and is a predicted model, not a curated record. Lineage: Eukaryota; Metazoa; Mollusca; Bivalvia; Venerida; Veneridae. Gene Ontology annotation, cellular component: cytoskeleton; spindle; ciliary transition zone. Gene Ontology annotation, biological process: regulation of mitotic spindle assembly.